This is a messenger RNA of Esox lucius (northern pike), 2792 nucleotides long. It is a transcript of the gene suds3, whose product is annotated as SDS3 homolog, SIN3A corepressor complex component. Gene Ontology annotation, molecular function: histone deacetylase binding. The coding region runs from base 1164 to 2048 and encodes 294 amino acids. The transcript has 11 exons. The record is from RefSeq and is a predicted model, not a curated record. Gene Ontology annotation, biological process: negative regulation of transcription by RNA polymerase II. Lineage: Eukaryota; Metazoa; Chordata; Actinopteri; Esociformes; Esocidae. Gene Ontology annotation, cellular component: Sin3-type complex.
UAACUUAGUUACUACAAAACCAUUUCUGGUCGUGGUCUGGAAAUUAUUACUGUACUUUAUUGUAGCUAACAACCUACUUAGUUAAAGAAAAUAAAGCGUGCUGGGUAACUGUGCAUUGAAUCUCGAUUCUGGACUGUAUAUAAUAGUCAUUCUCACUAGAAAAGGUGUAGAGAGACGCUAUUUUGUAGUAUGAUUUAAUUGAUUGGCCUUUUCUGACACGGUAGUUGUGAUGUUUAAAAAACGCGUUUAUUUUGACCUCUUUAAUAUCCCUUCCAUGUUCGUGAAGGUGGUUGGAAUAUCUGUUAUCUUCGAUCGAGCGAACGCUGAGACUCAUUCAAAAUGUCAGCUACAGUAUUGUGUUUAAAGUUGACUUAGCAAAUGACUUAGCAAAUGUUUGAUAGAAAUGUGUUCGUUUUGUUAGCCUCUUAAACUGCAAAUCUAAUUUGCGAAACGUUAGCUAGUUCUGUAGCUUGCUGGCUACAUUUAGCUACCAUCCGCUGACAGGUCACCAGUCAAACUUUUGCACCGGCAGCUUAGUAACGUUAGGCUAGUUUAGUAAGCUAGCUAGUAGGGUCAGGAUUGCCCUCUGGUUAAUUACGUCAAGUAAAUUACGAGAUUAUUUCCCUAACUAGCGAACUAAAGAAACUAACCUAAUUAACUUCAGUAGCUACCGUUAUCCGGCCCUGUCAAAUAUUAAUUGUAUCUGUGGCCUAGAGGAUUGAGUCAUUGCUAAUAUAUAGACUGGUUAGCUUGCCACAUCGCUCGCCUUGAAGUUGGCUACAUGAGCUAACUUAACAUUACGCAUUAGCAACCGGUCUAUCAGUCAUCAUGCGGCAAAUGUUCGACAAUCAAUGUAAACCGUUUGCUAUGGAGAAUGAAGUGGUUAGUCGAGUGAGAAAGGACUGAUGACAUCAGUAACUUUAUUCUUUAGUACUUUCUGUCAACAACAUCUUGAUACAAACGACCUAGUAUUCGUUGAAUGUCUAGCAGUUACUCGCCACCUUGCGUGUGACCGUACGCUACAAGCUAGGAAGCUAACUCCAGAAUUUAACCUACGACAUAACCAACUUCGCUAAGCACUCUUCGAAUAUAUAUUUUUGGGAAUAACCUGUGCAUUUUCACCAGCGUCACCACCAAUUUGUUGUAUUUUAUUCUAAACGGAAAUGGCUGGCAAUACACUAAUGGGUGAUGCAAAUAAAGACACUGAAGACGCAAGUGAAACUGACCUAGCGAAACAUGACGAGGAUGACUAUGUGGAAAUCAAAGAACAAAUGUACCAAGACAAGUUGGCAUCAUUGAAAAGACAGUUGACACAACUCCAAGAAGGUACACUUCAAGAGUACCAGAAGAGAAUGAAGAAGCUGGACCAGCAAUACAAAGAGCGGCUUCGGAAUGCUGAUCUCUUCCUACAGCUGGAGACAGAACAGGUGGAGAGGAACUACAUCAAAGAGAAAAAGGCUGCGGUGAAAGAAUUUGACGAUAAGAAGGUAGAGCUGAAGGAGAACUUAAUUGCAGAGCUGGAGGAGAAGAAGAAGAUGAUUGAGAAUGAGAAGUUAACCAUGGAGCUCACAGGCGAUUCCAUGGAGGUGAAACCUAUUAUGACCCGGAAGUUGAGGAGGAGGCCAAACGAUCCAGUCCCCAUUCCAGACAAACGGAGGAAACCAGCACCUGCUCAGUUGAAUUACCUGCUGACAGAAGAACAGAUAACAGAAGAUCUACGAACACUGAACAAGCAGCUCAAGUCACCGAAGCGUCCAGCUUCCCCGUCAUCUCCAGACCACAUGCCCGCCGCUCCGAUGGAGGCCCCCUCCCAGCGCUACGAGGCCCGCAUCGAAGAGGGAAAACUCUAUUAUGACAAGAGAUGGUACCACAGGAGUCAGGCAAUCUACCUGGAAUCUAAGGAGAACACCAAGAUCAGCUGUGUCAUCAGCUCUGUGGGAACAAACGAGAUCUGGGUGAGGAAGACCAGCGACAGCACAAAGAUGAGGAUCUACCUGGGACAGCUACAGAGAGGAGCGUUUGUCAUCCGCCGACGGUCGGCGGCAUAAUCGCCAACCUUUUUUCACUCCAUCCAUCCCUCCCUCCAGAAUUCUCUCAUUCUCUUACAUAUCUGUCCAUACACUAUGCCGCUUCCCUCCUCAUGUUGCUCCCCAUCCUACGCCGUGCCCGAGGAAGUCUUCUCAACGACUUCCUGCCGUUUCAACCACAGGAAGGGAAGUGUGAGACUGCAACCCAGCAUUCUGUGAAUUAGUUUUUCAGCCACCCUCAAGCGCAGAUGGAAGCCAUUUUUCCUAGCCUUUUUUUUUUUCUCCUGUCAAUAAUCGAGCCCCGUCUCAAAAGCCCUACAACUGUACAGAGCUAAAGGAAUGGAAAGCCGUGGUGAAUGAAAUGUCAAAAUAUACCCGCCAUACAUUAUUGAGUUGAGUUCUUUACUUUCUACAAACACUAUGUAAUCCUCCCCAAUUUACACAAGUGUAUUGAAGGUUGGAGCAGAUUUUGGAAUGGAUUUUUAUUUUUAUUAACGUGUUUUUGUGAGAGUUUCCUUGAGGUUGGUGGUUCAUCUGAAAAUCACGUUUUUUCUAAGAUCCAAGCUUAUCGGAACUACAUUAAAUAGGCUGGAGGGGAAAAUGGACAGACAACAUGUCAAUCAACAUUCAUCUGGUACUUUCUGUUAUUGUGUUUUUCUGCGCCUGUUUUACCUCUUUCUUGUAAAAAUAUAUAUAUAAUGUAUUGGAUUCACUUUUUUAAGAUUUUAAUUUGUAUCUGUGUUGACAUUAAAUUAGUUCAGUUCA